CAGAGGGCUUCGCUUGUAUGAAAGCGCACAGAAGAGUAACUUGGCGCUAGAUAGCUGGAGUUUCUUUCACAAGAAGGAAACUGCUACAAAGUUUAUUUUCCUAAUGGGCUGCGUUGCUCACACUUUCUGGUUGCUGAUCUAACGUCCCCAAAACAUUGGCGCCGGCAGAAGCAGCUAGCUAACGCUAACGCUAUCUAGCCAGCCUAGUUAGCUAGCUAGCUAACCUAAGUAACUCUGAGGUAGCUCUGCGUCUUCUGUCUGCUUUUUAAGACAGUGGUUGUACUGCUCGAUGGAUCUUCAAAUCCGUCAAUAUUUAAUAAAAGCAGGAGACAACAACGACCCUGUAGCGCUGAGGAAGGCGUAUGACACAGUUAAAAAUGUCACCUCAGGAAAGACGGCGUCAGAUAACAAGUAUUUUCUUCCUGAGCUUUAUGUAUUGUGUGCUGAGCAAGCUCUUCAGAUGGGCUGUAAGGAGAUCACAGAGGACUGCCUAACGAUGUACUUGGAGAGCAAGCCCCCAACUAAUCAGUUCCUGUGCCGUGCAUAUCUCUGUCAGGCUCAGCUGAAGUCACCACAAACUGUGGAUGAUCUGGAUAAGGCUGUGAUGUACUAUCUCAAGGCUAUAGAGGUUUCCAAAGACAAGCCUGGGUACCAUUUCCUCGUCUUCAACGCAUCACUCCUGUAUUUCCAGAGUGUGCGUGCAUUCCUGCGGCCAGGCUGGCGUCGGCACCUGGUCUCCUCUCUCACAGAGGUGCUCAGGGCUCUGGAGGUGGUGCAGGAGUCUGAUUAUGCUUGGCGCAGUGAACUCAUGCUACUCCUUGUUGAGUGCCUGUUGGAUGCAGGGAAAGAGAAGGAGGCUGCAGCUUAUGCCAAGGUCACUUCUGAUUUUAUAGAACAGCACAAACCUGAGCUGCAUCCUCGUAUUUUCUCCACACAGGUGCGACAUGACCUUAUAGAUGUCUCCAAAACACUAAAGAAAGCAAGUCCCAAACUGCGUGCCAUCUACAAAAUACAGAAGCUUAAGCAUGUAUCCAGCUCUACUGGAAGCAGGAGAGAGACCGCUGAGUUGAAGGAGAUUGUCCCCUUGCUGACUCAGUCAUCCCAGUCAACUGCAUCUCACACGUCUAGUCCUGGUCUGGAUGAUGGGUCUCCCAUGCCAUUAGCUGACAGGACUGACCUUCUGCUGGAGCUGGCAUUCCUCUCUCUACAGCUAAAAGACCACAGCACAGCAGCAGACUGCUUACGGGAGCUAGAGGCCACUGACAGCGCUACUGCAGGACAGCGCAUUAUGAUUGAGUGUGUUGAGUGUGAGCUAGCCCGUAACAAACAAAAACACAGGGCUGAGGAUUACACCAAAAUCAGUGUGGAGGCUCAGCUAGCAGCAGUAGGCCGACUGGAUGCUUUGCUCCAGAGGGCAGUGAAAGAGGGAGACGGUCAGGUGAUACAGUGUGUGUGUGCUGCUCUGUGGAACAGCUGUCUUCCUCUGCUCCAGCCCAACCUCCGGCGGAGCAUCAAAAGAGCACUGCUUACACUUGCACAUGCGCUGGAGGCCAUCAACAGCAUGCUGCUGGGUGUGCGGUGCCCCGUGCACGCUGAGCUGGCUGGGAUCGAGGAGGAAGAGGAGAGGUUGGAGCCUGCACUAAGACACCUUCACAAAGCACUGGCACUAGAUGAGAGAGCCCAGCACCAGCAGCGCCUGUCUUUCUCCCUGCACCUCCUACAGCUGCGCGCCAGCCUCCAUGGGGCCCCCGCACGCCAGGAGGACCAGGCUGCCAGGCUCAUUGAGCAGGCAAAAGAGGGGAGCAGCUAUGAACCAGUGAAGAAGUGGCGCCCCAUGUUGGUCAGUGCAGGUAUUGCUCUGGCACCUGUCACCUUCCAGAUGGCUCUGAAUGCAGAGCAUCCAGCUAAAGUCUCAGGCAGCAGACUCCAUGUGGAGGAGCUUGCUGCCAAGGCCCAACACCACUUGGCCUGUGAAGAUGAGGUGAAAGGUCACCUGGCCAGCCUGGACAGAGGCACCGAUGACAGAGAGAGGAUGAGGCUGUGGGCGUCUCUGGUCAAAGUUGCACGGAGACAGGAGGUGUGGGAUGUUUGCAGGGCAGCCUGCCGCUUCUGUCUCCUCUACGAUGAUGGAAGAUGGAAAAACAACUGUGAGCAGAUGUAUGAGGGAAGCCCAGUGGAGGGUAACCAGGGUGCUCGAGGACUGGCUCUGCAAGGUGACAGAGAGCUCCUGCGCCUGCUGGCUGAGGUCCACUUCAUCACUGCCGAGGCAACCAUACUUAAACUCCGUUCUGAGGGGGUGGAGCUUAAUGGUUCUCCAGUCCCACCUGUUGUGAGAGGAGCAUGCCCACCUGAGGUUGAUCCCCAGUGGACUGUAUACAGUGAUUGGAUCCAAAACAUGUCAGCCUAUGCUACAGCUAAUUUCCUGCGAGGUGCUGAGCUUGGGGCCGAGCUACAGGAGGAGUGGCUGGUGGCUAACGCAGCUGUGUACCUGUGGAACUAUAAUAGCCACAUGCUGGCCACCGGUGGGCAGCGCAUUCUCAUGCCCACGUUCUGUCGGCUGGUGGAGCUACUCAGACAGACAGGCCAUGCUGGGGAGGUGGUGCUUCUGGUUCUGCUGUGUGAUUCUGUGGCUCAGGGUAUCAUCCAGCCUUGGUGUGCGCCGCCUGGAGGAACCGGUCAGGACUGGCAGCAACAGGCUGACAGGGCAAAGAAAGGUGGAGGGAAGGGCUUGGAGAAAUUGUGCUCUACUCAUGGCAUUCCUCUGGAGGCAGCUGCUGUGCAGGACAUCAAGAAGGCAUUAGAGCUGUGUGAUUAUGCGCUGCGGCUGUCUAAUGGGAACGGGGAGAGGGUGCCCAUCAUGGUCAGGAAGCAGGUCAUUAGCUCAUGGGUGCGUACUAAACGCCUGCUGCAGCAGCAGAUUGGACCAAAACUCGACACUGAUGAUCAGAGUCAAAACAAGGCAGUGGCCGCCAUGUCCCGUGUGCUGGUUGGAGUGGAGAUGGUGUUGUGUAAUAGCAGCCCCAUGCUGUUGGAGUUCACUGUACCCAGUCUUGCUACGCUGGUGCGAAUGGCGUCAGACUGUAAGUGGCCUGAUCCGGUAGCGGCGCUAUAUGUGUGGUCUCAGCUUGCCCACUUUGCCCACCAGAUCCCGGAUCAUGACCUCAUCAUGACCUGUACCCAGAAUGCACUGCAGCUAGAGCAUGCUGCCAUUCAUAGCGCAAAGGUCACAGUGUGUACGCUGUACAGUGUUAGAGCAGUGCUGGAGAUGCUGAGCAGCGCCACGUGUUUGCGAGGACUGAGCAUGCUUCAUCAGUGCAGUGGCCAUCCUGCCAGUUACACAGGCGCGCUUGGCAUGCUCCAGUCCAGCAUCAGCUACGCUGAGCGGGCGGGCAGCUGGCCUCUGUGUAGGACUGCAGCUGGGCACUACUGGAACGCCUGCCUCCCUCAGCUAGCCACUCCUGAGUUUAGACAGCAGCUGCGGGAACCACUGGAGCUCAUCCUGAGGGCCCUAGCUCACACCUACCCUCGACCAGCCACCGAGAAGGACAAGGAGGUGAACAGUCAGAAGCAGACACAGACCUCAGUGCUGGACGCUGACAGCAGGGCUGGUGAUGACCUGGCAGUGAGAGUAGCCAUGUACAAUGUGCUGCUCCAUAUCUAUGCAGACAGUGGUGACUGGAAGGGUGGCCUGAAGCUCUUGGACCAGGCCAUCAAAGACAUUCCUCGCACCCCCCAUAGACUACUCCUCUAUAAGCAGCGGGUGCUGGUUAAAGCUCAGCUAGGAGAGAGCAUUGUGCUGGACGUGCAGAUGUGUUCAGAGGAGGGAGAGCUGGCCUGUGCUUUGAUGUGGCACCGUGUCGCUCUCUCCUCCAGAGACACCCAGCAGCAGCUGGCCUGCUACCAGAAAGCCAUCACUACACUACAGAGUACUGAUAAUCAAUGGCAGAAGGUGGAUAUCCUGCUGGAAUUUGGGCAGUGGCUGUACUGUAACCAUUUCCCUGUGGCUGACGCACAGCAGCAAAUUCAGCAAGCCAUAGACAUCCUGCUUGCCAGCUUGAAGCCCAGCAAGAACCUCGCUGGGGCCAGUGAGCAGAGAGGGACACAGCAGCCUCCUGAUACAGAGACCCCUGGGCAGCCCAAAAGUGUGAUGUCCGAAAGCCACCUGUCUAAGCUAGACGUAAAGGACGUCACGCCUGGGCUGUCUCUGUCACAGCCAAGGGUGGUGCGGCAUCUAGAUGGUCUGGUGCAAGCACACACACUCCUGGCCCUCACGGAGUCCAGAGAGUCUCCCCAACACCAGAAGAACCUGCUGCUGGCUCAUUGCUUUGUGGUGCAGAUCUGGCAGGUGUCCAUGGAAACUGCACAAGAAGUCAUCAAAGGGAUGCUGCCGAAUCCCCGUUUUCCUGCUCCACCUGUGUCAGCAGGCAGUACCAAAAAAGAAAAGGAGAAAAGCAAGACAUCUAAAGAGCCACCUCCUGCUGAGAAGAAGCCCAGAGGCUUGGUUUCUGACACCUCCCUGCCCUCCAGCCCAGAGGAGUGGGCACAGUUUGAGUGCCCUGAGGAGCUCCGUCAGGCUUUCAGACAAGACAGUGGCCCUCACACCAUCAACACCCACAGCAUCAGGGUGCAGAGCCGGACUCUGUUCUGCCUGGAUGUGCUGGUUAGGGAACUGGAGUCUGUUUUUCUGACCCCACUGACCCUGCCACCUCUGCACCUGGCUGAAGUUAUAGCCCAUGACCUCACACUCAGCAAGAGCCACUCUGACCUUUACCGCCUGAGAAUAGUGAAGACCUGUUGUGAUCUGGGGCUUGAGUCUUUAUCACCCUACAGAGAAACGUUACUGAGCUUGGCCCGUAUUCCUGAACAUGAACAGAUGGAGUGUCGAAAGGCAAUUAUUUUCCAGAGGGAAAAACAUAGAUAUCAAACAGAAUCUAAAACCACCAAGACCAAUGAGGCAGCUCCCACUCGGGCUGCUGCUGAAGGCAGCGGGUCCAGGAGGAAGCUCUCUGUCUGCUCCCUGCAGGAGCUGUGGCUGGACAAGGCUGCUGCAUGUCUCAGCAUGGGCCUUUACCAUCCUGCUAGGAGCCUGCUGGCUGAAGCUCGCCUGGUGGCUAAGGAACUUGGAGACCAAACAUCAUUGGCUAAGUGUUUUCACCUACUAGCUGUUCUGGCCAAUCACGAGCAGCAGCAUGGUCAAGCCCUUGCUUUAUUGGAGCAGGCUCAAGAGAUUGGUGGGGAUGACGACUUCUGGUACCAUCUCAUUCAGACCCUCCUGAACACCAUAGCAGAGAUUGGGGGAGAGGACACCUACACACAGGUGUGCCAGAUCACAGACAGAGCCGUGGAACUUCUUACAUCAGCACUGAAACAACGUCAGAAUCGAGCUCCAGUCCUCCAUUUCUACAUCGCAUCACUACAGGCCACAGGCGCGCUCCUGUGUCGUGGUACGCUGAUGCCUGCUUAUGACAGCCAGGCCAUUAACGCUGAGACAGUGGAGGCACUGAGCUUGCUGCGUGACACCCUGAAACAGAGUGCGGCGGUGCUGCUCCACCACGGCUACAGGACACACGCUGCACAUGCCACUCUCGAGCAGGCAAACACGCUGAGAAUGCUGGCCAUGCUCACUUCCACCAAGGAAGAGAAACAGGAGCACCUGCUCAUGGCCCUGUCACUCACGCAUCAGGCUUUGGCCAUUCAGGAAGAAGUGCUGUCCAGUUGCCACCGCCUUCUCUCACCUCAUGAGCAUGGGCGCUGUAGCCUACCUGCCCUGCGUGUGUGUGUGCGCUUUAGGCUGGCUCUGGUUGACCUGGCUCUGAUGGUAUUGGAGAUGCACUGUGAGGAGGCAAAGCUCCAGGCUGUAGCCAGCAGCAGUAAGAGCAGUGGUGAGAGAGCCGUGGAAGACUACCUCAGGAGCAGCAAGGACCGCAACGCUCUAGAAGAACAGUGGCUAACCAUGACUCAGUCACUGGGUCCCAUGGCUUUGACCCAGCUGUCUGUAAUUCAGUCUCUCUCGCUUGACUGCGUGGAGACCACAGCACGUUCCCUUGGCAUGCUGGGAAAGUGUCUGAGGCUAUCAGCUCUGCAGAAAGAGCCGCUCUACCCCAUUAGUAUGUGGAACGGACCAACAACGAGCGAGCAGAGAGCAGUGCAGCAGAUGUUGUCCCAGGCCAGUGAGACUCUGGCCCGGGCAGUGAGCAUGGCUCUUCAGCACCACCUCCCCCAGGUGCUAUCUCACGCCUGCCUCGACCUCCUGGAGUGCCAUGGGCAGGACGACCCCGCCACCUCUGGCCAGUACCUCGCCCUGCUCCAGAGCUGCGGGUGCUGUGCUGAGAUGGCCAACGUGCUGCACGCGGCCUGCUCUGACCGUGGUCAGUCUCAGCUGGCUGCGCUGCUGGGCUUGCAUAAGAGCCUGCAGGCCUCCACACAGCCCAGGGACAGCAGCCUGGUCUCAGGGGUCCACCACACGCUCCUCUCACUCUCCAAGGCGUACCAACAUGGGAUUGUAAAGCCCAAUCACCUGAGUCUUCUGGGAGAAAUGCCACCCCAUCUCAAAAUCCUGCUCCUGCAGCACUCUAACGACAGAUCAGUACUGUAUGCGGCUUUCUAUGAGAAAACAAAAGCCACGGAGAGUCAGAAAGGAAAGAGUUUGCAGACAGCAAGUGGGUUAGUCUGCACCAGAGUGGCUAAGGCUCAGGUCCAACCGUCUGUCCUGCUCCGGCUCCGAGACCAGGCCCAAGCCUUAAGACACCUGGCUACACACACCCAGCUCAAAGAAUCACGCAAAAACAGAACUGCAGCAGUGGAAGACCUUAACAUGCAGCUUGAAGGCACUGACACAGAGUUGAGUGUACAUUUUCAAGCCAUAGUAGAGGAAAUGGAGGACUAUCUGCAUCCUGUCCUCUCACAGUUCAGCCUCUCAUGCUUCAGCCAGCGUCCUCCAUCCAUCCCGAUAGAUGAGGCACCACGGCCCAAAGACAAGAUGGAGAGAGGCAACACAGACAAACCUCCGCCUGCAUCUUCUCCAGAGUAUGGGGAGAGCGUGGUGAUUUUAGCAGACAGGAUGCUGUUGGAGCUGCCAUUAGAGGCUCUGGCCAUUCUACAGGGCGAGGGAAUCGACUCAGUGUCACGGGACUUCUCCCUGCAGGUUUUCCACUCACGCCUCCAGAGAGAUGAGGCAGUUGAAAGUGACAAUAAAAAGGAGACCAAAAGUGGAAAGGCAGCCAAGGGGAAGGAAGAUCAAAGCAAAGCCAUCAAAGUGGCACCAGUGAACCGUGUCUUGCCUCCUCAUGCUCUCCCAGUAAACGCACACAACUUCAGAUAUAUUGCUUAUCCAUACAACGAUGGAGGAGAUAGUGAUUGGACCAAUCCAGCAGACAGAAUGAGGAAACUUCUAGAGUUAUACUCACCACAGUUCACAGCUACCUGGGAAGGGGUCAUUGGCAAUGAGCAUGCCUAUAGUCCUGCAGAACUGGAGCAUCUGCUAACAAACUGCAGUUCUUUUAUCUUCUACGGUGCUGAGCGCUUUCUUGCCUACAUCCCGCCUGCCAGACUAGCCACCUUUAACUUAACUGAAUGCCAGAUGGCUAUACUCUUCGAACUAGUUCACAUGGACACUAGUAUACUGCGUCAGUCUCAACAGAAUGCCCAGAAGGGUAAGACCCAACUGGCUCUGGAGGAACCAUUAGAAUGUGUGUAUCUGCUUACUCUCUGUGGAGUUCACUCUGUUCUGCUCAACCAGUGGUCCAGCAGUGCCAGGACUAAUGCUCGCAACAUAGCUGUCAUCAUGGAGAAUCUCCUGAAAACAGGACUGAUGUCUGGGCAGACUGUUCAUGCUUUACGGAUGAGUAUGACACAGAUCAAUAAAAAAGACGCUACAUACCCUGUGAGUACAGGGGCUGCACCAUGCUGGAGUUCACCCUCAGCUUUCAACUUCAUUAUCUAUGGGCUUCCUAAUUUAGUAGUUACCUGAAUGUCUGGAGAUGUUUCUGGAUUCAGUGUGGGGGAUUUAAUCCACUGCAUGCCUUGCAGUAAAGAAUGCUGAAAAUUGUCUAAUACCACAAUAUUUCUCCCAUGUCUGAAGACACUGAUGCAAACAAAUACCCACAUGGGCAGUUACUGUUUUCUCAUAAUUGUUGUUAUGUUGUUCUAACUCUUUUGCUGUGCAUGUCUUAUGGAUUGAUCUAUUGCUCCUAAUAAAUAUAAUCUUUGAAUAGAUUCCACUGUUUCAGAGGUUAUUAGAGGCAUUUGGAACAAAUGAAAAGGUUACCUUUAGUCAACUAUGCCCUGCCAAAAAGUAUUCCGGGAGAGUGUUGGGGAUUGUGGCAUGUUCAGUGGAGACAAAUCAUUAAAUGUGAAGUAGAAUUUAAAGCCUUUGUCAUGUCAAAGCUGAACUGUAUUUGUGCUGAGCCUUUUUCUAUUACAUUGACUCAGAAGUGUGUUCGAGCUUAUAAACUGAUUUACAACAUUUUUGAGAUGAUUACAUUGCUGAUUUACAGGUCAAUGUCAGGAACAUAUGAGUUGCCAUGUUACAUUUUUUUCUUAAUACCUUACUGGCUCUACUGACACUGUAAUAGAACAGCAUCUCCAUUCUUAGUUGUGGUAUGUAUUUGUUUUGUUCGUGGUUCCCUUUCUACUUUUGUCAAAGUUUGCUGUUUCUGUGCUUGACUCUUAUGUUCUA
Messenger RNA from Electrophorus electricus (electric eel), 8677 nucleotides. It is a transcript of the gene cfap46, whose product is annotated as cilia and flagella associated protein 46. Lineage: Eukaryota; Metazoa; Chordata; Actinopteri; Gymnotiformes; Gymnotidae. Gene Ontology annotation, molecular function: protein binding. The record is from RefSeq and is a predicted model, not a curated record. Gene Ontology annotation, biological process: axoneme assembly; cilium movement involved in cell motility.